AUGUCCAACCAAGCAGCCGUCCUCAAAGAGGCAAAAGCCAAUCUUACCAUCGAAGAGCGUCCAAUUCCCAAGCCCGGGCCGUCAGACGUUGUGGUUAAGAACCAUGCUCUCGCCACCAACCCCGUGGACUGGAAGAUGCAACAAUUCGGCCAUUUGAUUGAGAAAUACCCGGCUGUUCUUGGAAGUGACGUCUCGGGAGUAGUGGAUGCAGUGGGAUCGGACGUCAAACACUUCCAGAAAGGCGAUAGGGUCACGGGCUUUGCUGAUAUGCUAAUUUCGAAAGAUUCGCAGAACGGUGCAUUUCAGCAAUAUUCUCUGGUGAAAGACUGCGCCCUGGCCAAGAUUCCUGACUUCAUGAGCUUUGAAGAAGGAUCAAUUCUGCCUAUGAGCGUCGCAACAUCUGCCGUGGGCAUAUUCCUUUCCAUGGAAAUUCCUCGCCCGCCUGCCAAGCACCAGGGUGGCUUCCUAGUUUGGGGUGCCUCAUCUUCAGUCGGUACAGCUGCUGUGCAGAUCGCUGCUUCUCUUGGCUACACGGUCUACGGAGUAUGCAGUCCUCGCCACAGCGCCAUGGUCAAAAAGCUCGGCGCUCAUGAGACCUUCGACUACAACUCCUCCUCUGUCGUCAAAGACAUUACACAAUCCUUGAAAGCCUCAAACCAGCAGGCUGUCGUCGCAUAUGACGCCAUCGUUGAGCACGGGAGUGCACCCAAGUGUGCCGAAAUUCUCGAAGCAUUUGGCGGCGGAAAGCUUUGCCUUACACUUCCAUACCCUGAAGAUGCCAGGAAGCCAGCAGGGGUGGAAAUAUCGCAAACGUUUGCAGCAAAGAUAUGCAUUGACAAGGAAUUCGGGCACUGGCUGUUCAAUGAAUGGCUAGCGAAAUCUUUAGAGGAAAAGACGUUUGUGCCAAGUCCUGGGAUUGAAGCAAUUGAUGGCGGUAUUCAGUCCGUGCAGAAAGCGCUGGAUAUCCACGCGAAAGGCUUGAGUGGGAAGAAGCUGGUCAUCACGCUGUAG
Molecule: messenger RNA, 1011 nt
Organism: Letharia columbiana
Lineage: Eukaryota; Fungi; Ascomycota; Lecanoromycetes; Lecanorales; Parmeliaceae
Exons: 1
Coding region: 1-1011 (336 amino acids)
Molecular function (GO): oxidoreductase activity, acting on NAD(P)H
Source: RefSeq, a predicted model, not a curated record